Paraglomus occultum is the source of this 623-nucleotide messenger RNA. The record is from the annotation of a GenBank genome assembly. Lineage: Eukaryota; Fungi; Glomeromycota; Glomeromycetes; Paraglomerales; Paraglomeraceae.
AACGGCUAAAACGAUUAGUCAAAUUGCAGUGGAUAAAGAAAUUCAUGCUGAUCAAGGAGCAUCCGACAUGAGGGAAGGUGACGACCCUAAUAUAAAGGAUCAAAAGAGUGAAAAGGGUAAAAGCGUAACAGUCCAUGGUAAAUAUACCGAAACUGAAUGUGAAGCAGAGUCUCAUCAGAAAGACUCUUCUUUCGACUCGGUAUCACCAACUCCCUCUCCACCCAACGGCUACCAGUCGUCAAGUCGAAUAGCUCAAUUACAUGAUGGUGAUGAUCAACUCGACUUGGAAAUUAGCCUCUAUGACAAUGAUUCGGGUUCACCAAACAAUGCAUCGCCUACAGGCGCCGGAAAGUUUUCUCUUCUGAAAGGACGUCGAGAAAAGCCGGAAAAGGCAGCGUCAUAUGCACAUUUGUUGGUGCCUGGUAAUGGACUAGAUUCCGAUGAGUAUAAUCCAGUACUGCUCGAUGAUCCCACGCUGAAAAUGGGACGACGACGUCGUAUGAUCAGUCUCCUUCCCUUUAUGGGAUCAAAUACUCAAUACACUCGAUCGUCGGAGCAGAAACGCGAAGCAAACGAGAAAUUUCGUAAACGACAUCCUUAUUUGGAUCCAACGAUGUCUUUAA